UGUUGUCGCCUAGUCAGCGCUGCUGAACGACCGCAGCGCCGCAGAAGAAGCAGUUCCGCUGCUCAACGUGAAACCAUGGCGGCCGCACUGAGGGGAAGCCUGUUAACAUUGGUCAAGAGCCUGAGUGGCCCCCAGUGGCAACAGCUGGCCUCUCGACCUCUGAGUUUAUCAGCUGGUCUCUGUGGUCCAGAAGCCCCGCCUGCCCGUGCAGAUGCUACCUUCAAGGUUACUAUGGUACCGGGGGACGGAGUGGGACCCGAGCUGAUGACUGCUGUCAAGGAUGUCUUCAGGGCAGGAGAUGUCCCUGUAGAGUUCGAGGAGUUCCACCUGAGCGAGGUGCAGAACAUGGCCAGUGAGGAGAAACUGGACCAAGUGUUGACUUCUAUGAAGACCAACAAAGUGGCCAUGAAAGGAAAGAUUCACACACCCAUGGAGUUCAAAGGGGAACUGGCUUCAUAUGAGAUGAGACUGAGGCGUAAACUGGACCUGUUUGCUAACGUGGUUCAUGUGAACAGCCUGCCGGGCUACAGCACUCGCCACAACAAUCUGGACCUGGUCAUCAUCCGUGAACAGACCGAGGGGGAGUACAGCUCACUGGAGCAUGAGAGUGUGCCGGGUGUGAUCGAAUGCUUGAAGAUCAUCACCAGAAAGAAGUCACGCCGCAUCGCCAAGUUCGCCUUUGAUUACGCCACCAAGAAGGGGCGAAGCAAGGUCACUGCUGUUCACAAAGCCAACAUCAUGAAAUUAGCGGAUGGCCUGUUUCUGCAGUGCUGUGCUGAGGUGGCAGAACUGUACCCCAAAAUCAAAUAUGAGACCAUAAUCAUUGAUAACGCUUGCAUGCAGUUGGUCCAGAACCCAUACCAGUUUGAUGUGUUGGUGAUGCCAAACCUGUACGGUAACAUUAUCGAUAACCUGGCGGCAGGGCUGGUUGGAGGAGCAGGAGUCGUUCCUGGGGAAAGCUACAGUGCAGAGUAUGCUGUGUUUGAGACUGGUGCACGCCACCCCUUUGCACAAGCUGUAGGAAGGAAUAUCGCCAACCCCACAGCCAUGCUGCUCAGUUCUGCUAACAUGCUCAGGCACCUCAACCUGGAAUAUCACUCCCAAAUGGUGUCAGAUGCUGUCAAGAAGGUCAUCAAACAGGGCAAGGUACGGACACGAGACCUUGGCGGGUAUUCUACCGCUAGUGACAUAGUGCGUGCUGUUGUGGAAAACCUGCGUCACCGACCAGUUUACUAAGAUGUUUCGUCUCGUUCCCCGCUGACUUUUCCUUAAAUCUGGACAUUGUCUUAACAUGAACUGGAAUCAUGUUAAGACUCACCUCCCCUCUCACUGCCCAAUAACUGUCCUGUCAGACACCAUCAGUUUGAUCCGUAUGUGUAUGUUUAUAUUGGGUUUGCUGAUAGAUCCAGUGUAAUCACAUGACCUUUUGUUGUACUUUAUUAAACUUGUGCAGCUCAGGCUUCGUACUGAAGGAUUUUUGUCAAACAGCCUAAUCCUCUGUUGGCCCUUUUCCAUGAACACUCCUCUUUUCUCAGUUAGUGACCAUCAUGUUGCAACCUUUUUGCUUUUGAAAUAUUUUCUUGGCUGAGGCAGAGCUUAUAUCCACCUACCUAUAUGUGCUUUUGCAGCCUUAUUGGCCAGAUAGACUACCUCUCUGCUGUCUCACAUUAAAAAGGAACUGUUGAAAAACACACUGUCUUUGUCAACAGUUUAUACAUUA
Messenger RNA from Hippoglossus stenolepis (Pacific halibut), 1720 nucleotides. It is a transcript of the gene idh3b, whose product is annotated as isocitrate dehydrogenase (NAD(+)) 3 non-catalytic subunit beta. Gene Ontology annotation, molecular function: NAD binding; oxidoreductase activity, acting on the CH-OH group of donors, NAD or NADP as acceptor; magnesium ion binding. Gene Ontology annotation, cellular component: mitochondrion. The coding region runs from base 76 to 1236 and encodes 386 amino acids. Gene Ontology annotation, biological process: isocitrate metabolic process; tricarboxylic acid cycle. The transcript is spliced from 11 exons. The record is from RefSeq and is a predicted model, not a curated record. NCBI's taxonomy places the organism in Eukaryota, Metazoa, Chordata, Actinopteri, Pleuronectiformes, Pleuronectidae.